GCGCGGCUAGCGGAGCCGCCGGGCCGGGAACAGGUGAUCGCAGCGGGAGACCCGCGCCCUCCCGAGUUGCGGCGCCAGAGCCAGCGCUUCCGGGCUCAGCGACAGCCUCCUAGCCCCGUGCUGAGAGAGGCCAGCUGCGGUUUCGCACGCGCUUCCCGGGUAUCCCUCUCCCCGCGCGAGCAUCAGAAGCCCCUGGGUCCCGCGCAGCCUCGGGAGCGGCAGUCGCGCGCGGCGGAGCAAAGUUGUGGACGUGUCCCGACCGCCGGGCCCUGCGCCGUCACCACCGGCUGGGCGCGCGCUCUAGGAGCGGCGCUCGCCCUGCAGCCCCGGGGGCUCCCUUUGCAAACUGCUCCAGAGGCUGAAACUUCGGGUGCGGGCGGGUCGGGGCCUGCGUCCUGCGCACCCUCCGCGAGGGCGUCGCGGACGGCAUGUGACCGCUCCGGCGCGGGAAGGCGCGGGAGGGCGCGGACUCUGUGGACCAGGCGGAGGGCAGGCUGCGGCGCACGGUGGGCCCGGGCUCCAGCCGAGCAGCCCCCCUCGCCCGGGCCCCGCCGAGGCCGCCGCGUCCCCGCCCCCGCGCGGGAGGAUUCGCUCCAAACUCCCUGAACUUCGGGCGGGUCCCGAAGCGGCAGCCUCAAGGUGCGCAGUCCUGCUCGGGGACCCCAACCACUUCACUCUUGCUCCCCACUCUUAAGGAUUCCGAGGACUCCCAGGGCCCCGAGCGGAGCUGACAGCCCCCUGCUGCUGGCCGCGCCGCGAUGCUGGUGAGGAAAGUGCCGGGCUUCGUCCCGGCCUCGCCGUGGGGGCUGCGGCUGCCGCAGAAGUUCCUUUUUCUGCUCUUCCUCUCGGGCCUCGUCACCCUGUGCUUCGGCGCCCUGUUCCUGCUGCCCCACUCCUCUCGCCUCAAGCGCCUCUUCUUGGCCUCGCGGACCCAACAGCCCGGCCUGGAGGUGAUGGCCGAAAUCGCCGGCCACCACUCGAUGCCAGAGCAAGAGCCUCCUCCCAACCCUGCCCCUGCGGCUCCGGCCCCGGGUGAGGACGAUCCCGGCCGCCUGGUCGGUGUCCUCCGUAGGAAAGAGUGGCUGCGGCGAACCCGCCCCACCGGGCCCCGGGAGGAGGGCAACAGGGUUGCAGCCCUCAGGCCGCAGGAAGAGAGCGUCCGGUUCAGUUUCGACUACAAUGGUUUCCGCAGCCGCCUUCGACACCCGAUCUUGGGGACAAGGACUGAUGAGAGUAAGGAGUCCCAGAGUCUAGUGCGAGCUCAGCGAGAGAAAAUCAAAGAGAUGAUGCGGUUUUCGUGGCAGAAUUACCGCCGUUAUGCGAUGGGCAAGAAUGAGCUCCGGCCACUCACAAAGGACGGCUUCGAGGGCAGCAUGUUUGGUGGUCUCAGUGGGGCUACCAUCAUCGAUUCUCUCGACACGCUCUACCUCAUGGAGCUGAGAGAAGAGUUCCAGGAGGCCAAGGCCUGGGUACAAGACAGCUUCCACCUCAACGUGAGUGGAGAAGCAUCUUUGUUUGAAGUGAACAUCCGGUAUAUUGGAGGACUGCUGUCUGCCUUCUACCUGACAGGAGAAGAGGUGUUCCGAGUGAAGGCCAUCAAGCUGGGAGAGAAACUGCUGCCUGCCUUCAACACACCCACGGGCAUCCCCAAGGGCGUGGUGAACUUCAAAAGCGGUAGCUGGGGCUGGGCCACGGCAGGCAGCAGCAGCAUCCUGGCCGAGUUCGGAUCCCUGCACUUGGAAUUCUUGCAUCUCACUGAACUCUCUGGCAAUCCAGUCUUUGCAGAAAAGGUCAGAAAUAUCCGCAAGGUCCUCAGGGAGAUUGACAAACCCUUCGGCCUCUACCCCAAUUUCCUCAGCCCAGUGAGUGGGAACUGGGUGCAGCAUCAUGUCUCAGUCGGAGGACUAGGGGACAGUUUUUAUGAAUAUUUGAUCAAGUCCUGGUUGAUGUCUGCCAAAACAGAUACAGAGGCUAAAACCAUGUACUACGAAGCCUUGGAGGCCAUAGAGACAUAUCUGGUGAAUGUCUCUCCUGGGGGACUGACCUACAUUGCUGAGUGGCGUGGAGGAAUUCUGGACCACAAGAUGGGACACCUCGCCUGCUUCUCAGGGGGCAUGAUCGCCCUUGGUGCCGAGGAUGCCAAGGAAGAUAAAAGGGCCUACUACCGAGAGCUUGCAGCCCAGAUCACCAGGACAUGCCAUGAAUCCUAUGCCCGCUCAGACACCAAGCUGGGGCCUGAGGCCUUCUGGUUCAACUCUGGCCGAGAGGCGGUGGCCACACAGCUGAGCGAGAGCUACUACAUCCUGCGGCCUGAGGUGGUGGAGAGCUACAUGUACCUGUGGCGGCAGACACAUGAUCCCAUCUACAGGGAGUGGGGCUGGGAGGUGGUGAUGGCUCUGGAAAAACACUGCCGGACAGAAGCCGGCUUCUCGGGGAUCCAGGAUGUGUACAGCAGUAACCCCAACCACGACAACAGGCAACAGAGCUUCUUCCUGGCUGAGACACUGAAGUACCUCUAUCUUCUGUUCUCUGAAGAUAACGUGCUGUCACUGGAAGACUGGGUGUUCAACACCGAGGCUCACCCGCUGCCUGUCAACCGUUCUGACAGCUCCAGCACGGCUGGGCACCGCCACUGACCACUGUCGCCACGCCCGUGUCUCAGGGAUGCCUCUACUACUUUCUUGGGAUCCGGGACCGUUCUCAGAGGCACUGGGGACGGAAGGUCCACUGUGGGCAGACCCUGGACGGAUGUGUCGGACAGGCGACUUCUUUUCCUCUGUGAGGAGACAGGAGCUGGUGAUGAACCAGCAUGGGCGCCCGGGCUGUGUCCCCGGCACCCACACGUUCCUUUCUAUGGGGGAAUUUCUGUGUCCCCACACUUGCUGUCCCUGGGCCAAAGGACUGGAGGUUUGCACAUCCAUCUCAUGUAUUUGAUUCUGUUUCCUUUUUGGUUUAGAGAGCUCAGUUUUGCUGGAUUUUAUUUUUUUUUCUCCCUAUUUGAGUUUUAUGACAAAUAUAAUUUUCAAAAUCAUGUACCUUCUAAAGCAACGUCACCUAACUCAAGGAGACCUUAAGUGUCUUUACACACACGCUCUCUUGACCUGUCUGCUUUUAAUGCUUAUCACCCGACAUUGACUCUGUUUGACUUCUUGUCAUCUACCCUGUCAUCUGAGGAGGCGCCCCCUUUGCUUUGGUCCCGAAUGUUACAAGUCACUAAUGCUAUUUUCAUUACUGUGAUGGAAAAAUAUGUGAAAUAGAAUAAAGGAGUUCAUUGAAUAAGAAAGAAGACUGGACUCAUUGGCCACCCGUGGCUCCUGGGAAAAAAUAUUCCAACAGUGUCAUCAGAAGCAAUCACCAGCUGCCAGCCGAGCUGAGGUAUGAUUUAGUAAACCAGGCCAGCCCUUUGGGUGGAGCUGGGUACACAUAUUCUGAUGGAGGAUUGGGAGAAGCCCAGGGAGGUGACUCUGUUUGCCUGAGGUCACACAGCCAGAAAAGAGACAGAAGUAAGCCUUACCGCUGAGAUCUCCUGGAUACCUUUGUUCAUCGGCUGUCAGUCAGCAGUGCUUGAUGACCCCCUGCCCCGACUGGGGUUAGAAGGUCUCCGUCCUGCAGUCCGGGCACUCAGAUCAUAUAUGGUGUCCCUACAUCACUGGAACACUAUAAACCAUUAACAAUACCAACAAGGACACAUGAGGCUGAGCCAACAAUAGCCAGGGCCUGGCUGGAGGUUAGGGACAAUAAGGACUUUUAAGCGAAGACCCAAGCAAAGUAGGAGUUGUGUGUAGACAAGGACAUAGUACGGUGACAUCUUCUAACUGAGACCCCCUUGUCACUCUCUGUGUCAUCUUCUUGUGAACCCAGAAGCCAUCUGCAUGGCAAGGAGGCCUGGUCCCUACACUGAAGUGCCAGGCCUUCCCUUCCAACAGACCCACUGGCUGGCUGCCUGGGCACAGCUGAGGUCCUGGGUAUUGUUGACUUUCCCAGACCCUUCGUUAGACUGUGCUCGUCAACUGGCCAUCAAGGUAUUGGGGUUCCAGGCCUGGUGACCUCCCCACUCACCCACUGUGUGAGCCAAGACCAGUCACCUCACCUCUCUGGGCUCUUUUUCAUCAGCAGAAAUUCCACCUGCUGAGGUUGCUAUGAGAACCAGCAAGAUGCUCCUGAUACCCUGUGGUCCAGGAUCCACUGCCUCCUUAUUCUGGAGGCUCAGACAACCCAGCUUCUCCUGAGCAGCACUGUGCCCAUAGCAGGAACCCCGGCCCUCAGAGCAUCAGUCACACACUUUGGUCAGCACACACAUCAAAGGAAAAGAGGCACCCGCCGCACAAACAUGGUAAAUACGGUCAUCCUACUCUCCGGAAUGAAUACUGUUAUAUUUUCUUCUAGACCUUUUUCUAUGAAUAUAUAGAAACUAUAUUUUGCAAACAUGGUAUCAGCCUAUGCAUACUGUUUUCUUAUAACCUGCUUUUGCACUUAACUAUAUAUUGUGAACAUUUUUCCCUGUCAAAAAAAAAAUACACGUCUGUCAGCACUC
Molecule: messenger RNA, 4534 nt
Organism: Arvicanthis niloticus (Nile rat)
Lineage: Eukaryota; Metazoa; Chordata; Mammalia; Rodentia; Muridae
Gene: Man1c1
Product: mannosidase alpha class 1C member 1
Biological process (GO): carbohydrate metabolic process; mannose trimming involved in glycoprotein ERAD pathway
Cellular component (GO): extracellular exosome; endoplasmic reticulum; Golgi membrane
Molecular function (GO): mannosyl-oligosaccharide 1,2-alpha-mannosidase activity; calcium ion binding
Source: RefSeq, a predicted model, not a curated record